CGCCGCCGCCGCCGCCUCCGCCUCCGCCUCCGCCGCCGCCGCCGCCGCCGCCGCCGCCUCCCGCGGCCUGGGCCUCCCCGCCAGCAUGCCGCACGCCUUCAAGCCCGGGGACUUGGUGUUCGCCAAGAUGAAGGGCUACCCGCACUGGCCGGCUCGGAUUGAUGAUAUCGCGGAUGGGGCCGUGAAGCCCCCGCCCAACAAGUACCCCAUCUUCUUCUUCGGUACCCACGAGACAGCCUUCCUCGGGCCCAAGGACCUGUUCCUGUACGAGAAAUGCAAAGACAAGUACGGGAAGCCCAACAAGCGGAAGGGCUUCAAUGAGGGGCUCUGGGAGAUUCAGAACAACCCGCACGCCAGCUACAGCGCCCCGCUGCCGGCAAGCUCCUCUGACAGCGAGGCCCCUGACGCUGAGCAGCCGGCCGGGAGCGAGGACGAGGCCCGGGGGGUCAUGGCCGUCACCGCCGUCACCACUGCCAGUGACAGGAUGGGCAGUGACUCAGACUCGGACAAGAGCAGUGAGGACAACAGCGGCCUCAAGAGAAAGGCAGCGGCCCUGAAGAUGGCAGCCUCCAAGCGUGCUCGCAAGGCCCUUAGUGAUGUGGAGCCGGCCAGUGGGUCUCCCUCAGAGGAGGAGAACUCUGACAGCUCGUCUGCGUCGGGAAAGACCAGUGACCAGGAUUUCACUCCAGAGAAGAAAACUGUGGCCCGGGCCCCAAGGAGGGGCCCUCCCGCUGGACGGAAGAAAAAGAAGCCUCCUUCUGCCUCCGACUCCGACUCCAAAGCAGAAUCCGACGGGGCCAAGGCCGAGCCCCCGGCGGCCCCCCCAGCCCGCUCCGCAUCCUCCACGUCUUCCUCGUCCUCGUCUUCCUCCUCCUCUUCCGACUCAGACGUGUCCGUGAAGAAGCCAGCACGGGGCCGCAAGCCCGCAGCCGAGAAGCCGCCCCCCAAGCCCCGUGGCCGGAAGCCCAAGCUGGAGCGGCCGCCGAGUUCCACCAGCAGCGACAGGUGGGUCGACAGUGACGAGGUGGACCGCAUCAGUGAGUGGAAGCGGAGGGACGAGGAGCGGCGGCGGGAGCUGGAGGCCCGGCGGCGGCGGGAGCAGGAGGAGGAGCUGCGGCGGCUGCGGGAGCAGGAGAGGCGGGAGAAGGAGCGGAGGCGAGAGCGGGCCGAGCGCGGGGAUGGCGAUGGCGACGCCGGCAGCCCCCCCAGCAGCGCCGACGAGCUCCGGGACCGGGACCCCACCACCCCUGCCAAGAAGCCGCGUGGCCGCAAGGGCCGGCCCCCCCGGGGCCCCCAGUCCUCAUCUGACUCGGAGCCCGAGGCCGAGCUGGAGAGAGAGGCCAAGAAGUCAGUGAAGAAGAUGCCAGCACCGAGCUCGGAGCCUGCCCGGCGGCCGAGCCAGAAGGACAAGAGGGGCCGCUCUGAGGAGAAGCCCCGAGGCAGGCCCACCAAGCCAGAGCGCACCCGGAAACGGUCGGAGGGCUCCGUGCAGGAGCAGAAGGUGGCUGAGAAGAAGAAAGAAGCUUCCGUGGAGGAGAAAUUACAGAAGUUGCACAGCGAGGUCAAAUUUGCUCUCAAAGUCGACAGUCCGGACGUGAAGCGGUGUCUGACAGCCCUCGAGGAACUGGGGACCCUCCAAGUGACAUCACAGAUUCUGCAGAAGAACACGGACGUGGUGGCCACCUUGAAGAAGAUCCGCCGCUACAAGGCCAACAAGGAGGUGAUGGAGAAGGCGGCCGAGGUCUACACCCGCCUCAAGUCACGGGUCCUGGGGCCCCGGAUGCAGACGGCACAGACAGCUGCCCGCGGACCCGAGAGGGACAAGGCGGAGGCGGGCAGGGCCAGCGAGGGGGCCCCUGGAGGCGAAGAAGCCCCCCCGGACAAGGCGGGGGAGCCGCCCAGCACAGACCUGCCGGCCCCCGUGAAUGGCGAGGCCACCUUGAAGGGGGGUGACGCUGAGGACCAGGAGGCAGCGGAGGAGGCCCCAGCGUCAGAGGGGGCCCCCCACGGGGAGGCCUCAGAAGACCCCACACACAACAACGACCGGGAGGACCCUGACCUGGACGGGCCGGGCAGCGAGCAGCCGGAGCAGGAGAGGGACCCCACGGAGUCGGACUCCCCAGAGGACAGCUGAGCCCGCCCCUGCCCCUGCCCGCCGUCCGCCCCGUUUGUAUUCGUCUCCCUGGGUUUUUUUCGGCCUAACUUCUGACCGCCAUGAAAUGACUAUAAAAGGUUUUUCUAAUGAAGAAAACAGAAAGUCACGUUUAUUGACUCGGGGUGUGUGUGUGGGGGGGUGUCGGGCCCGGGUGAGGCCGAGACUGAAGCCGAGGAAGAGACGCCCCUGUCCAUGGACAGUGACAGCUGGGGGCCCCCCAACCGCAGGAGAUCGUGGCCAAGUGACCGGAGCCUGCUACACACAGGACUGGGGUGCUGGUGCUUCCUGGUUUGGGGGUGCAGAUGCCCCUGCCUUCACAUCUAGGGGUUGUGGUGUGGCCGCAGGCAGGCUUCCAAAGAUCUGCAUUUCUCACA
This is a messenger RNA of Erinaceus europaeus (western European hedgehog), 2529 nucleotides long. RefSeq names its product HDGF like 2 (gene HDGFL2). Bases 86 to 2134 code for a protein of 682 amino acids. Lineage: Eukaryota; Metazoa; Chordata; Mammalia; Eulipotyphla; Erinaceidae. Gene Ontology annotation, cellular component: nucleus. The transcript has 16 exons. The record is from RefSeq and is a predicted model, not a curated record. Gene Ontology annotation, molecular function: double-stranded DNA binding; transcription coregulator activity. Gene Ontology annotation, biological process: regulation of transcription by RNA polymerase II.